Messenger RNA from Ictidomys tridecemlineatus (thirteen-lined ground squirrel), 1772 nucleotides. Lineage: Eukaryota; Metazoa; Chordata; Mammalia; Rodentia; Sciuridae. The record is from RefSeq and is a predicted model, not a curated record.
GGGCAGAGGUCUUGAAUGUCAUGCCAAGGGCUUUGGACCUGAUGCCACAGUCAGAGAACCAGCAUGGGCUUUAGAGCAGGAGCCCCACAUUGUCCUCCAGCUGAACCCUUUGUUCUCCCUCCAGCUCCCUAGAGCUCCCCGCCUAGGGGUAGAGGAAGUCAGCAGAGAAACCACAGGGCCCCACCUGCUGGAACUGAUGGGAAAGGAAGCAAGACAGGUGUGAGGUUGGGGUGGAACACAGGGUUCAAACCACAAGAGAGUUUCAGUGGCCUGGUGGGGGGAACCAUGGCUGAUGAGGAGGUGAGGUGCCGUGGGUUGACUCAGGAGCCUCCAGACCCAGCUGUGUGGUUACCCAGGCCACAGACUGUGCAGCUGGUAGACUGGAGCUCCAGCCACGCCCACUUGGCCACUCACCUUGGCCUCGGGCAAAGGGGCUCACAUCUGAACAAAAGUACUUUGAACUGUGCCUGUGCAGCCAGCCUGACUUCUCGGUGGUAACUGUUGACAGUUUUCCUUGCCCCACCCUCCCCUUCCUCCUCAGAGCUGCAGGAAAAGGCUGCCCAGCUGCUGGGGGUGGAGCAGACUCUGUUCGUGCCCACCAAUACCAUGGCCAACCUCAUCUGUGUGAUGGGCCACUGCCGGCGCCGGGGCUCCCAGCUCCUCCUUGGGCAGGAGUGCCAUCUCCACGUCUAUGAGCAGGGCGGGGUGGCUCAGAUUGCUGGGGUGCACUCUCACUUGCUCCCAGACCUGCCCCAUGGGACCCUGGACCUGGAUGAGCUGGAGAGGGUGCUCACUCGGGGCCUUGGGAACCCGUAUCACCCAGUCUGUGAGCUUGUAUGCCUAGAGAACACACAUAGCAGCUCAGGGGGCCGGGUCCUCCCUAUCGACUACCUCCGCCAGGUACACCUCUUGGCCCAGUCCCAUGGGGCCCGUGUCCACCUGGACGGAGCUCGACUGAUGAAUGCAGCUGUGGCUCUGCGUGUCCCCCCCGCCCGCAUUGUGGAGCAUUGUGACUCUGUGUCCUUCUGUCUCUCCAAGGGCCUGGGUGCACCAGUGGGGGCCCUGGUCGGGGGGCCCAAGGACUUCAUCCAAGAAGCGUGGCGCCUCCGUAAAGCCCUGGGUGGGGGCAUGCGCCAAGCCGGGGUGCUCGCCGCGGCCGCCCUCGUGGGACUGGCUGAGGCGGAGGAAGAGCUGCCGAGGGACCACGAGAACGCACGGAGGUUUGCCAGAGGACUCCAGGCCUUGGCAUCGCCCCACUGCUCUGUGGAUCCUGCUGCUGUGGAGACCAACAUGGUGCUGGUGAAGGUGGCCGGGCUGCCCGCUGCGGACCUGUGCCAGCGCCUGCAGGCUGUGAGCCCGGACGAGGUGGCCCAGACAGGCCAUGCUGUGCGCGUGCUGCUGUUUCCCUGGACAGAGCAGUCUGUGCGUGCCGUGUGGCACCGUGACGUCUCCACCCAGGACACUGAGCUGGCACUGAGGAAGUGGGAGUUUGUGCUGAGGCAAUUGGGGCCCUGAGGAUGGGCCCCUGGGCCCUGGGCCCGGCUGGGACUGAUGUGGGGCGUGGAAGGGCCCCGAGCCUCUGGCAGAGAAGUACAGGCCAGUCUCUGGGGGAAGGUGACUCCACCCAGAGCCUCCGGUUUUCUCAGUGAUGUCCCCACUCAGUCAGAGACAACCAGGCAAGGGAUGGGACAAGAUGUGACUGAAAAUCAAGAGAAAAACACAGACAAAAGAAACAGACACAGGAUCACAAUAAAGGACUUGUUAUACACAGG